AUGGAACAAAAUACCAACACAUUUGAUCCUAAUGAUGAACUAACACCUAAGUUUGCUGAUAUAGCUCUUAAAGCCAUUGAAGACAUUUCUGAUGAGCUUCAUGAGAUAAGCAUAAAGAUCCACGAAAAUCCUGAAGUGGCUUACGAAGAAAAAUAUGCACAUAAAUUAUUAGUUAAUUAUAUGCAAGAAAAAGGGUUUAAAGUAACACCCAGCGCUUUUGGUUUAGAAACUGCAUUUGUAGCAGAGUUUCAAUCGGAGGCCGGAAAAGACCGUGUUGUUUCAAUUAAUUCAGAGUAUGAUGCUUUACCAGACAUUGGUCAUGCUUGUGGACAUAAUCUUAUUGCAAUCAGCGGAGUAGGUGCUGUGAUUGGUCUCAAAGCAGUUCUUGAGAAAUUUGAGAUUAAAGGAACUGUAAAGUUACUUGGAACCCCCGCAGAAGAACAGGCUAGCGGAAAAGUCGAAUUAAUUAAAGCAGGUGCAUACGAUGGAGUUGAUAUUUCACUAAUGGUUCAUCCAAGUAUAUAUAAUGGAGGUUUUGUAAAGUUUUUAUCGGUCCAGACCGCAAAUAUCGAAUAUUUUGGAAAACCUGCACAUGCCGCAGUUUUAGCCUAUAAUAAUAUUGGAUUGUUAAGACAACAAAUUCUUCCUACAAACAGAAUUCAUGGAAUAAUUAAUAAUGGAGGAAAAUCAGCUAACGUUAUUCUUGAAUAUACAUCUGGAACUUUCCUUAUUCGUGGAAAUACAGUGAAAGAUGUAAAAGAGCUUCAGCCACGUGUGCACAAGUGCUUUGAAGCAGCUGCAGAAGCGACUGGGUGCAAAGCGAAAAUUACAUGGUCAAAUGAAGUUUAUGAUGUGAAUAUAAAUGAACCUCUUUCCGCGCGUUACGAAUACUAUCUUUCAAAAAAAUUUGAUAUUAAAUUUUCUCCAAAAGAUGUUCAAUCUACCUUCCCUAGCGCAUCCACUGAUCAGGGAAAUGUAACUUAUUUGGUACCUGGAUUUCAUGCAGUGUAUGACAUUCGUACAUCUAUUAAUACUGUUAAUCAUCAAAGAGAAUUUUGCUCAGAAUGUAAAACAAAAAUUGCUCAUGAAGAAACUAUAAAAGCUACGAGCGGUAUGGCUUUAGUUGGAUUAGACUUUUUAAUUGAUGAUGAAUUUGCUAAACAAGUCACCGAUUUUUUUGCUAAAUCUAAAUCAUAA
This is a messenger RNA of Cetraspora pellucida, 1197 nucleotides long. Lineage: Eukaryota; Fungi; Glomeromycota; Glomeromycetes; Diversisporales; Gigasporaceae. The record is from the annotation of a GenBank genome assembly.